Molecule: messenger RNA, 899 nt
Organism: Hypoxylon fragiforme
Lineage: Eukaryota; Fungi; Ascomycota; Sordariomycetes; Xylariales; Hypoxylaceae
Product: ATP synthase delta chain
Exons: 5
Coding region: 128-634 (168 amino acids)
Biological process (GO): proton motive force-driven ATP synthesis
Molecular function (GO): proton-transporting ATP synthase activity, rotational mechanism
Source: RefSeq, a predicted model, not a curated record
UUAGAAUCACCCAUUCUACCGAUUGCCCGAACAACUUCAAUGUUCCAAACUUCCUAAAUUGCUUGUUAGCGAACAUUUAUCGUGAGCUUGAACUGUCGCAUAUCCUCAAUUGACAGCACCAAUCAUCAUGAACACCCUCCGUGUCGCUCGCGCAGCCCUUAGGGCUCGUCCCGCAGCCAUCCGGCUUCCCAUUCAGCCCCUUCAGCGCAGGUCAUACGCUGAUGCCGCCGCUGAAAAGAUCAAGCUAAGCUUGGCCCUCCCUCACCAGUCUAUAUACACGUCCCAAGAUGUCGUCCAAGUCAACAUUCCCGCCGAGUCAGGAGAGAUGGGUGUCCUUGCCAACCACGUACCAUCGAUCGAGCAAUUGAAGCCGGGUUUAAUUGAAAUCGUUGAGGAUACCGGCAGCAGCAAGCAAUUUUUCCUCUCAGGUGGCUUCGCCGUUGUACAGCCCAACUCGGUUCUGAGCAUCAACGCGGUCGAAGGUUACCCUCUUGAGGAUUUCAGCGCAGAUGCCGUCAAGGCCCAAAUCGCCGAAGCAACAAAGGUCGCAAACGGCAGUGGAAGUGAGCAGGACAUCGCAGAAGCAAAGAUUGAGUUAGAGGUUUUGGAGAGCUUGCAAGCCGUCCUCAAAUAGAUUAUUCUUUAAAAGAGGGGAGGGCUCUAAUGCCACCUUGUACAUCACAGACUUGUUCCUUCCUAUAAAGCCGGCUGAUCAGCACGAAUUGAACAUGAUUUAGACCUACACGUUGACUUUAUGCUUUCCGAUUCCGUCGCUUCUAGAUUAGUAUGUGCUUGCCUCAUCCCUAGCAGUGGCCUAUCUCUGGUUCCUACUUCUCUAUAGCCUAGGUACUACGGAUAUAUGAGUACUUCUUUAAAGAAAUUUAAACUUGACCACUUCA